Messenger RNA from Glossina fuscipes, 4376 nucleotides. It is a transcript of the gene Nop17l, whose product is annotated as protein kintoun. Gene Ontology annotation, cellular component: cytoplasm. The transcript has 6 exons. NCBI's taxonomy places the organism in Eukaryota, Metazoa, Arthropoda, Insecta, Diptera, Glossinidae. Gene Ontology annotation, biological process: axonemal dynein complex assembly. The record is from RefSeq and is a predicted model, not a curated record. Bases 595 to 3534 code for a protein of 979 amino acids.
GUCAAAUGAAAAUAAAGUAUAUAAUAAUAAGAAAAAUUAAACAAACGUUUGCCUCUUACUCUUCGAAAAAGUUAAUUGAUAUGGUAUUAAUACUGAAUAAACAACUUGUUAUUGAGUUAGGUGGCGCUCUUGGCGGUAAUGUUGUCUAAAAAGUGGUAAUUUACUAAAUAAAAUCAUUCAAGCGGUUAUACAACGUUCUUCUUUGCAUAUUUUCUUUAAUAAAAAGGAACUUGAAAAUUGUAAAUACAUAUUAAAUUUUAUGUUUUAAUAAUAAUAAAUUCAUAAUAACAUCGUAACAAUAUAAAAAGCGAUAAAAGAACAAAACACUUUCUUAUAAACAGUUCGAGCAAAAUACGCUCUUGUGAAACAAAAAAGGAGCUACAAAAAGCCGACUUUCACUUAUCUAAACCGAAUCCCAUCUCUUCUCAAAUAGUAAGGGCAAAAAUUUUGAUUUAAUUUAAAACGGAGAACAUUUUCGAGAAAAAGAAAAAUUGAAAAUUUAAAAUUUUUUAAACUAAGCUCUAUAAGCGAAAUUUCGCAAACAAUAAGAAUCAUAUUAACUCAUUGCAAAAAGCUGCAUACGAUAAUUAAGAUAUGUCCACUGGGUCAACCACAUCGUACGAUAGGAGUCCGCAGCAGCAACCGUAUAAUAAAGGGAAUUGCCCUCGGAUACCCUAUCAUAAGCAAGCGUACGGUGCAAGGGAUUUGGACAUAACAAAGGAGGAAUUUCAGCGUAUUUCUGAUGCGUUGAAAAAUGAAGAAUUCCGUAAGCUAUUUAUGGAAUAUAUCGAUGAGAUACAAGAUCCAGAAAAUCGUAAACUUUACGAAGAAGAAAUCAAACAAAUCGAAGCGGAACGUGGCGUUGACGUUGUCUUCGUUAAUCCGGAACCGGGAUUUGUAAUUAAAACUUCGCAAGAUGGCGACCAAAAAUGUUUUAUCAAUUGCGCUAAAAGCCCAGAAGUAGGAAAGCCAUCAAAUGAGGUAUGCAUCGAUCCAGUCACGGGUACGCGCGGUUUGAGUUGGUCUAUACCAAUGGCACAAGCACCGCCUAGAGAUGAUUUAGAUAAUAAACGUAAGCAUUGUCGUGUCUAUGAUGUUGUCUUUCAUCCGGAUGCCUUGUAUUUGUCCGAGCGUAAUAAGGCAUUCCGUAAAUGUCUGGUCGAUACCGCCUUAGAUGCCGUGGAACGAGAGUUUAAGGUUACCCUAGAUCGCGUUAACUUAAAAUUUCCUAAAUUGCAAUUUAAGGGAAUUGCACGCCCAACUGUGAUACGUAAAUUGGCGAAAAAUCCACCAGCUGAGACCGAUGAACCGCAUCCGCUUGAAAGUAUUUACCCCGCCAAGCCGACAGCAGAUUCUGGCAACCCGACAGUACUGCCCAUGAAGAAUAUGUCUACAAAGGUGAAAAAAUCCGAACAUAACAUACCUAAGUACAGCAUAAAGCAUCGCCGCGACGUAGACUUGGCUGAAUAUACUAACGAAUUGGAUGCCAAGCUCAAUGUUGCGAUUCCACGUGAAUUAGUAGUAGAAAUAGAAUUGCCUUUGUUAAAUUCCAGCGCAGAAUGUCAAUUAGAUGUCACGGAGAAAUCUAUAUUCUUGCUUAGUGAUCGUGCGGGAGCUAAAUAUCGUUUAGACCUACAACUUCCGUAUGCUGUACAUGAUAAAGAGGGUAAUGCACGUUUCGAUAUUGACACGAGACGUUUAAUAAUUACGCUACCGGUGGUUCAUAAAAGCACCGAACAGCAACGAGAAAUGCACGCGAAUUUAUUGAAUUUAUGCCGUGAAGAUAGCGGAGUGGAAAGUGAUGUGCGUGAAGAUGUGUCUACAACCUCAGGGAGAUCUCCGGUUGAAGAAAUUAGUGAUACUUACAAUAUCGAACACUCGGGGAAUUCUUCAUCUCAGGAAGAUUCCGGAGAGGACCAAAAGAGCGCAGAAACAGAAAGAGAAUCGGCAGCCUCUCCUGGCAACUCUUCACAAUCUUUCUUAAAGCCCAACAUAGAGUAUCAAUUACCUACGAAAUUUGAUUGCAAUGUCUUGGACAGUAUGAUGUGCUGGGUUUUACACGUACGUAAUGUGCAACCGGAAUCUUUGCUUUUAAGCCAAAGUUCCCGUCAUUUGCACUUGCAAUUUGCAUCAAUUGGCUCCGGUUAUUAUCCCUCUUACUACGCAUUUUAUAUACAACUGCCCGAUGAAUAUAGUGAAGCUAAAAUCCUUAAGAUCGACGCUGAAGCUUGGGAAAAUAAUGUUGUGCUCAAUUUGCAUUUGAAUGUUAGCGCUGAAGAUAUCCUUACCUAUUUCGCCGGCCUUGAAGGUGGCACUGUGAAAGAGUAUAAGGUUCAGGAAAAAUUGCAAGUGGCACAUAAAUCGCGACAGCGUACAAAGCCUGCUUGUUCUUCAGCUCCUUUGGACGUAUCUAUAGAACGUUCCGAUUGUGGUGAGAAAUUGGAAAUUGAAAUUAAGGCUUCUCCCAAUUUAUUAACAACCGAAGAGGAGGAGGAUGCAACCUAUAUCAACGAUGGAGAGGAUGAUGCUGGAAAUCAUCAAAAAAAAAUCAAUAAAAAACAAAAACGCAAGAAUAAAAAACGUCGCUCACUUUCCGAAUCCGUUUGUGACGACAUCAAAGCUUAUCAACAGCACCAGGAGGCUUUACGACCAACACCACCAGUGCCAGAGGUUAAUGAAACCGCGGCUGUGGAUGGUGAUGACGAUGAAGAUUCUUCACCCGAACGUUUAGAGAAAUCGUCAAUAACGAAACCAAAUAUGAACUCUUCCGCAUCCGUUGACGUUCCGAACUCUUCCAACUAUACGAAUAGUACUCUAACUAAUCAGCAAAGAAAGCAACGAAGUUUUUCUGAAUCCAGGGACAGUGCUAUCAGCUGCAGUAGUGGUAGUACAUCGUGCAAAGGAAUUUUGAAACACUAUAGUCGCUAUGAACCGAGACCUUCAAUAUCGGAUUCAUGUUCUUCGAUUGAAGAGUAUUCCUCAACGUAUUCCACUUCAGUUGAUGGUGUACCUCACGGCUUGGAUAGCCUACGUUUCUCGCAAUCUUUCAGUGACAUACCCGAAGAGAAUGUUUCUGAUAAUUGUAAAAAAACUGUGCGAUUCAGUGAAGUAAUUAAGAAGCAGGUUUUCAGAAUGGACUCCAGUAUCUUGGGUCAACGUAAAAAAAAUCAAAAACGUCGCGAUCGCAAAUUAAAAGCAUUGCAAAGACGUCUUAGCGAAGGAGAUUCAGCUGACUAUGAGGAUAAUAAGAUGUUGACCACAUUACAAACGGUAUCCAAUGGCCAAUAUUUCGAGAAUAAAACUCAUUUCAACGUUAAUAAUAAUAAUAAUAAUAAUAACAACAAUAAUGGAAAUAAGAGUAAAUAUAAUAACGAUAGCGCUGAUGAUGGUUGCGGUGGCGGCGAUAAUAAUGUAAAUGCAGUCGACAACAACGAUAGCAACGAUAAGAAGAUACGUUCAAGAUUAGAUUCCGAAUCAUCGUCCGAUAUCGAUGCUAACUGCAAAAAUUCAUUGAUGUUUGAUAUGGAUUUGUAAAAAAAAAAAAAAAAAAAUACCAAUACUUUCUAUCCAUUUUAGAGCCCACCAAUGUUGAUAAACCUAACGUAACGAAAAGCCAGUCUUAAGACUUUUUAACCUACGCCCCGCAACAAUCCACAACAAUCCAAAACAAUCCACAAAUAUAAUACAUACAUACAUACAUAUAUGAUGAUUAAUUCUAGUAACGAAACGUUUGAACGCCUUGAACACUACUUAUUACAAACAUCCGCUGACAAUCACAUUCGUAACGUAAUGUCAGGAAAUUCCUUAGUAUGGUUUUCAAUUUGAAAACAAAAUUCUUUUCAAUGUUUUUAGUCUUGAAAAUUAUUUAAAUUGUCUUUUACAUAGAUCUCUUAUUAUUUAUUUCUUUCCUUUCCUCCCCCGCUUUAUAACCCGAAAUAUACUACUGAUAUAUAAAACUGGUAGAGUUUAUAUUAUUAUCAAGCAUGCAUUCUUCUUCUUAUAUUCUGUGUCUAUUCUAUGCGAAACAACAUUUUGUAAUAAUAUAACUUUUAUUCCAAUUUUAUAUAUAUCUCAAUUGCGAUUUACGAAUUGAUUCCAUUGCGAAUGUAUUUGAUAUUUGUAAUUUUCAUAUUGAAUUAAUGCUACGACAUCCACCACUGAAAGCAAAAACAAAAAAAAAUUUAUAUUAGACCCGGAAACAAUGAUAUGCAUGAUAUAUGAUAUAUAGAUAUAUACAUAUUUGUUAAAGAAGUAUUUCGUUUGGACCCUUAAUAUUUUUCUUUAAAUUUGGGAUUUCUUUCAAGUCCCAAAAAUUAUUGUGAUACAUUUGCUGCCCCCUCGUUCUGAUCUGAAAGAUCAAUUCGAAAACGAUUUGA